AUGGCCGCAAUGUUCAAUCCUCCUCCGGCUCCGAUGGCUCUUGGGCCGCAGCCGACGUGGAUGCCCUACGAGCCGACGAGGGAUUGCUCCCAGGGCCUGUGCAGCAUGUACUGCCCGCAGUGGUGCUACUUCAUCUUCCCGCCCCCGCCGCCGGUCUUCGACAUCGCCGGCCCCAGCGGCGACGGCGACGACUCCUCCGGCCCCGCCUUCUCGCCCCUCGUCAUCGCCAUCAUAGGGGUGCUCGCCAGCGCCUUCCUCCUCGUCAGCUACUACACCAUCAUCUCCAAGUACUGCGGCACCUUCAGCUCCCUGCGGAACAGACUCUUUGGCCCCGGCGCCGGCCGCGGCGGGGGUGGCGGGGGCGGCGGCGACGGCCGCGGCGAUUCCAGGGGCCAGGAGGAGUGGGAGGUCGCGCCGUCGGACGGGAUGGACGAGACGCUGAUCAGCAAGAUCACCGUGUGCAAGUACAAGCGCGGCGACGGGUUCGUCGACUCCACCGACUGCUCCGUCUGCCUGGGCGAGUUCCGGGACGGCGAGAGCCUGCGGCUGCUGCCCAAGUGCAGCCACGCCUUCCACCUGCCGUGCAUCGACACCUGGCUCAAGUCGCACUCCAACUGCCCGCUCUGCCGCUGCAACAUCGCCUUCGUCGCCGUCGGCAUGGUUUCGCCGGAGCCGGAGGGCCGUGCUGCGCCUGCGCCACGGGAGGACCGGAGAGGCAGCCAAGAAUUCGCUCUGACGAUCGACGACUACUCCUCCGGGCAAGCGCGCGAAGAGCCACAGACCGUGCCGAGCAGCAACGGCGGCGACAAUCAGGAGGCUAAGGAUCGCCCGGGGAGAUCCGAGGCGGCCAAUGGCGUAGUGGUCGAGAUCAGAGAGGACGGCGCCGCCCCGCCGGCUCCGGCCAGGGCGCCGCCGUCGAUGCCGGACACGCAGCGUGAAGCCCGCAUGUCCAUUGCCGACGUGCUGCAGGCCAGCCCAGAAGACGAGCGUACGGUGGCCAGGGAGGGCGGCCUCCCGCAGGCAGGCUCCUCGAGGCGGUGCCACGGGGAGCACAGCAAGGACGGCGGCGGCCGAGCAGCGCCGGAUGCACCGACGAAGAAGCUGCCGCCGGCUGGCAGGUCGUGCUUCAGCGGCAAGGGUGGCGGAAGAGGGAAGGAUCCAGGCCCUCCAGUGUGA
Messenger RNA from Triticum turgidum subsp. durum (durum wheat), 1176 nucleotides. Lineage: Eukaryota; Viridiplantae; Streptophyta; Magnoliopsida; Poales; Poaceae. The record is from the annotation of a GenBank genome assembly.